AUGGCAGAAAAAGAACUAGAAAUUAUUUACCAAAGAAUCGAUUUGGAUUAUGAACUUAAAGCCUUGGAACCCUAUAUUCCGGAGAAAAUUAUGAAUGACCAUUACCACGGAAAUCACCAAGGAUACGAAAACAAUUUAAAUUUAAUUCUAGCAAAAUUAGAAAAAGAGAAAAGGGAAUAUCUAAAAAAUAAUUACUCUGAAUUAAAAAAACUUUUGCAAAAUCUCAAUCAAUUAACUAGCGAAUUAGCCCUUGCUCCCGAAAUUAAAGAAGCCAUUCGCUUUCAUGCUGGCGGCUUAAUUAAUCAUAACUACUUUUUUUGGCAUUUAGCAAAAAAUAAAAUAAAUACUAGCAAGGCCUUUUUAGAAGCACUCCGUGAUAGCGGCUUCGAUAGUUUAGACCCCCAAAGUGAUUUAAAAGACCAGUUAAUCAAACAAGCCCUCGACCCAACCAUUAAUGAGAAAAAACAAAGCAAUCAAGGGCUUGAAUUACAAGUUUCGGAAUGUUUUUAUGAUAAUCAAAUAAUUAAUAAAAUUACGCUUAAACAUAAUCACAAAAUUUUAACAAGUGCCGAGAACAAUCAAUUUAUUAUCAAAAAUAUUCAAAGCAACGAAAUCGAAUUUAAGCCAAGUUCUAAAAAAAUCACCAAAAUUCGCCUUUCCGGUGCUGACGACCAAGACCAAAAAAUAAUUGAGGAAAACAAAAAUGAAUAUUUUUUUACAAUUGGGGGAAUUAAAAAAUACGAAUUGCUUCCCGCUAUUGGGAAAACCCAAAUGCUCGUCCUUUCUGCCGAUAAUUUCCGUGAUUUAGAAAAAAGCUGCCAAGGAGACUUAGCAAAAAUUGGUUUGAAAGAUUACCAAAAAAUUCGCAUUAUUUUUCACCAAGAGAUAAACGACGGCGAUAUCAUUGAAUUUAAACUAACUAACUUGAAAGACAUUUUACAACGAGACAAGGAAGAUGGCAUAUUAAGAAUAGAUAAUAGUUACCAUUCCUUUGCCAAAAUCAAAACUGGUUCGGCUGUUUCCGCUCAGGAGCAAGCCCAAAAAACUAUCCAAAAACAAGGCCGAAAAUUUCUCAAAAAAUACCAAAACGAGCAAGCAGAAAGGGUAAAUAGUGGUCAAAAAAGUUUAGAAAAAUAUUCCCAAAUUCUCCAACAACUUCGCGAUAAAUUCAAUGACCCAACGAGCCGGGAAUUAAUUGACCAAAAAAAUAGCCUUUCCCAAAAAUUAGCCGAGUUUGCUAGUCAAAGUCAACUGGAAAACAAAAUUGCUUUGCUGGAAAGACAGAUUUUUUUCACUAUGACAGAUUACCAAGACCAAAGCAAAAAUGACCAAUUUAAACAAGGAUUAGCUAAAAUCGACCAAGAAUUUACGGAAUUAACCGAAGAAAUAGCCAAAUUUCAAACUUCACUCAGGGAGCAUUUAAAAGAAAAAUGGGUUUUGGUUUACGAACAAGACCCGCAACUUCAACAGUUAUUUGCCAAACAUAAAAAAUAUCUUCAAGAGCAGAAUUCUCGCGACGGAUUACCAAAUAAUUUAGGUUAUUUUCCCCACGAUUUAAAAGAAGGCACCGAACACAAAAAAAUAAUUAAAGAUUCGCAAUCAGAGAAAUUGGCUGAGAAUAUUUUAGAAAUUCAAAAAAAAAGAUUUACGGAACAAGCCAAAACUUAUUUUAAAACCUUUAUUGAGCAAGAAUUAGAAAAAGUUCCGGUCGGAAACACUGCCGAACUUGGUAAAUACUCCACUUACGCCCAAGAGAUUGAAAAAAAAGAAAGUUGGGAAAAACUGGAAAGUUAUUUAGAAAGACGAGCCAAAGACCAAAAAGACUUGACAAAACGAAUUGCUUCCCGCCAAGCAGAAAAAAAAAAUUGGUUACUCGUUUGGCAAAUUAAUAAAUACCUUCGUUGCUACCAAGAAUUACAAGAAGAAGCCGAACAAGAUUAUUUUUCCCAAAGACUACAAUUAAAAGAAGUUGAGCGAUUAUUAGAAAAAAUUGAUAAAUCUUCCUUAAAUAGCGAACAAAUUGAACUACAAAGAACUCUCCAAAAAAUAACCGAACCACUUAUGAAUCUGUAUGUGGCUAGAGGCUUUCAAAGAAAUUUUAAUGAGGCUACUUCGGCAAAAGAAAAACAAGAAAAACUAACUGAAAAGGAAGCCCAAAUCCAAAAACAAAUUGAGCAAAAUCUUCGCCUAAUUCAGCAAGGAAAAGCUACGGAAAAAUUUGUUCUCAUUAACGAAAAGCCAACCGAACUUGAAAUGCUCACCUUAGAACCCGAAGUUCAAGGAGAAAAUGAUUCUACAACCGAAAGCACUAAAGACCAAGAUUGA
This is a messenger RNA of Entrophospora sp. SA101, 2325 nucleotides long. The record is from the annotation of a GenBank genome assembly. NCBI's taxonomy places the organism in Eukaryota, Fungi, Glomeromycota, Glomeromycetes, Entrophosporales, Entrophosporaceae.